Penaeus monodon (black tiger shrimp) is the source of this 602-nucleotide messenger RNA. RefSeq lists its product as uncharacterized. Lineage: Eukaryota; Metazoa; Arthropoda; Malacostraca; Decapoda; Penaeidae. Bases 96 to 437 code for a protein of 113 amino acids. The record is from RefSeq and is a predicted model, not a curated record. The transcript has 4 exons.
CAUUUAUCUGUAUUUUCAGAUGAUGCAAGGGAUCAAGAAUAUUGUGUUUUUGUAAGCUACAAGGAUAUUGUGUUGAAAACUGACACUCUCUAACAAUGGGUGAAGAGGCCACUAAACUAGGAAAUAACAUGAACACAAAGAGUCUGGAGCUCGUUGAUAGAAAAAAAGCAUCAGUUGUGUGUGUGGUAGAGCAGCUGCAGACAGAUACUCAAGAAUCUUGCAGCCAGAUACCAGUGCCUUUCUUAACAUGUAAAACAACUUCAGCUGAGGAUCAAGCAGAGUCUGCAUUAUUUGAUAUGCUAGCAGAAUUUCAAAAGCUGAUCCACCAUCGCCUUUACUUCAGUCCUCGCUUGGAGUACCUAUAUGCUACACAGAUGGCAGCUUUAAUUGGCAGAAUGUCGCCUGAGCUUACUUCAGACAAUUGUGAAAUCCGAUAAAUACUAAGAAAAUUUUCCAAUCAAGUGUGGUGUUUGUCAUAACUGGCAAAGGUAUGUACAAAAUGCAUGUUUUCAUUGUUUUGCAGCGAGGUCUUUUUCUCAUGAAAAUAGGUAGAUAAUUCCUAAAACUUCUUCAGACUAUCAUAUGAUCAACCAUAAUUACCU